AUGGCGAGCCUGGCGUGGAUCGCACUCGGCGCACUUGCCAUUGUAAGGCCCGUGAACUCGGCACCUGCACUCAAGGCCGAUUACAAGGUCCAACAUGAGUUGCCGGAUGUGCCCCGACACUGGCUCAAGACAGUCGAAGCCCCCGCUGAUCACACGAUCACUCUGCACUUCGGUCUGAAGCAGAAGGAUGCCGCGGGGCUCGAGGCGGACUUGCUCGAGAUCUCGGAUCCGCUCAACCCGCGAUAUGGUCAACAUCUUACCAAGCAAGGCGUAGCAGAUUAUGUCAGGCCUAAGCAAAACACGCUCGAUGCUGUCCAUGACUUCCUGGGAGAGCAUGGUCUGCAACGCAACGCGCUCAAGCAUUCCGCAUCCGAGGACUGGAUCACACUCACUUUGCCAGUCUCUACGGCGAGCCGCAUGCUCGAUACGCAGUUCGAUAUCUAUCAUCAUCCUAUCUCUGGCAAGAGUGCAGUGCGCACUUUACGUUAUUCGUUACCAGCGUCUCUACACGAACAUAUCGAUACCGUUCAACCUACGACGUUCUUUAGCUCUAUGCAAGCGUUCAGGCAUACGCACACCCCCAUGACUCCUGCAGACUUUAUCCCACCUUUCGUACCCAUCUUCGGCUCGAGGAAUGCCUCGGUCAGCCAAGUCUGCACGAACUUGCAUGCCGUAACAAACGCUUGUCUUCGUACACUGUACGGCACGAUCGACUACGUACCCAAGACGAAAGGCAAAACGCUCAUCACCGUCUCCGGCUAUCUGAAUGAAACCGCGGUCUAUUCCGACUUCAAGCUCUUUGCUGCCAUGGAGCGACCCGAUGCGAUCAACUACAAGUACAGUUACACGCAGAUCAAUGGUGCCAUCAACCACCAAACGCUCUCUGCGUCUGAUGUAGCCAAUGAGAUCGACAUUGAGGCAAAUUUGGAUGUCCAAACAGUGGGCGGCUUCGUUUAUCCCAUCGGAUCGGAUUUCCUCAGUACUGGAGGGGCACCGCCAAGCAUACCCACUCUGGAGACGCCCGACAAUGGUAGCGAACCCUACCAGCAGCAGCUCGACUAUCUCUUGUCGCUCGACUCGAUUCCUCCGGUUUUGACUACCUCGUACGGCGAUGAGGAGCAAUCAGUACCUACUGCCUACCAAGAGAGGGUUUGCAACGGUUUCGCGCAACUCGGAGCGCGCGGCGUGACGGUCAUCUUCUCUAGCGGUGACUUCGGGGUGGGUAUCUCUGGCGACUGCUUCAAGGUGGGCACAAAGCAACCCGCAUUCCUUCCUACCUUCCCUGCGACUUGCCCAUAUGUCACCUCAGUCGGUGCUCUGCAAGGCUUGAAUCCCGAGGUCGCAACAGAUACUACACUGGGUGGCUUUGCGUCGGGUGGCGGCUUCAGUAACUAUUUCAGCACGCCAGCGUAUCAGAAAGUCGCAGUGCAAAGUUACUUAGCAGGCCACCAAGCUCAGAGCAAAGCCUACGCUGGACAGUUCAAUCCCAACGGUCGAGGUUUUCCGGACGUAUCAGCUCAAGGCAGCAAGUUUGCGAUCGUCUGGGAUGGAAAGAACAUCAGUGUCGGUGGAACGAGCGCCUCCGCUCCUACUGUUGCUGGCAUCAUCACCUUACUGAACGACAAUCUCAUCGCCAAUGGUCGUCCUACACUAGGCUUCUUCAAUCCAUUCCUUUACACAAUCGGGCAAGCAGGCUUCACGGAUGUCACAAGCGGCUCAUCGUUCGGCUGCAACACUACAGGCUUCGUGGCUUCCAAAUCUUGGGACCCUGUUACUGGAUUCGGAUCGCCUAAUUUCAAACAGCUACGGACUCUGUUGGGGUUGUUUUGA
Mixia osmundae IAM 14324 is the source of this 1830-nucleotide messenger RNA. RefSeq lists its product as uncharacterized. Bases 1 to 1830 code for a protein of 609 amino acids. NCBI's taxonomy places the organism in Eukaryota, Fungi, Basidiomycota, Mixiomycetes, Mixiales, Mixiaceae. The record is from RefSeq and is a predicted model, not a curated record. The transcript has 7 exons. Gene Ontology annotation, molecular function: serine-type endopeptidase activity; tripeptidyl-peptidase activity. Gene Ontology annotation, biological process: proteolysis.